Molecule: messenger RNA, 1723 nt
Organism: Ceratosolen solmsi marchali
Lineage: Eukaryota; Metazoa; Arthropoda; Insecta; Hymenoptera; Agaonidae
Gene: Gstcd
Product: glutathione S-transferase, C-terminal domain containing
Exons: 1
Coding region: 17-1705 (562 amino acids)
Cellular component (GO): cytoplasm
Source: RefSeq, a predicted model, not a curated record
UUGGUAUUAUAGAACUAUGGCUAAGGUUCAUUUGAAAGUUUUCACAGCAGAUAGCUUAUGUAGUGUUCCUAUUGAAAGUCUCAUAACACUUUUUACAAUAAAGUAUUGCAAUUCUAGUGUGCAAAUAGUAUUUGUAAAAGAUACUAAACCUGUGGGAGAAAAUUCAUUUAUUAUAGAUAUCUCUACAUUUCAGUAUGAAUUUAUUGAAUAUUUUCAAGUAUCAAAAAUUGCAAGAUGUUGUGAAUUUCCAAAUUUAGAAGAAAAUGAUAACAGCUGUAUUGCAGGACUGUGUGCUACUUUACGACAAAUAAUCCAAAAUGUUCUUAUUGAACAACCUCUGCAUUAUUGUAAAGAAUUAUUGGGUUUUAAAGAAUCUUGCUUAUUAUCUUGUUCUGAAGGAAGCGUUUGGACUAGAUUUUGUGAACUAGAUAUUAUAUCAACAGUAAGAUCAAUAAUUGUAGAAAAUCAAGACAGCAAUUUGCCUAUUGCUUUAGCUAGAUUUGAAUAUCAUAUGUCCCAGCCUGUACGAUUACAUAAUCUAUGUAAAUAUACAAUGUCUAAAAAAUUUAUUGAUAAUAAAAUAAAGCAACAUGAAAACACUGUUCCAGAACAUAUUUUUGCAGAAGGUUUAACUCUUACAUUGGCAGACAUCAUUAUUUUUGUAUGUGUUCAUAUGAUUUUCAAUUUCAUUAGUAAAAAACAUGUUCAUAAUAUUAUUCCAUUAACAUUGAAAUGGUAUGAAAAUAUACUUACCAAUCAAAAUAUUUUAAAAGUUUUAAACAUUUUUUAUAUAAAAAGCUUAGAUACCGAAAAUUUUAUAUUUAACUAUACGCUUCCUUGUAUUGAAAAUAAAAGUCUGUACAAAACUGAUCCAAAAAGGUACAAACCUAGAAAUCGCAUUUAUACUCGCCAAGAAGAUAUUGAAUAUGCAUUAGGAUUAAUCAGGAAAUCAGAAAUGCAAAUACAAAUUGAUGAAUGUUUUGGGCAAGAAAUAAAUCUAGACUGGGAAAGUAUUCCUUAUGAUGCUACACCAGAAGGUGGAGACCUACCUAGUACUCGUUCACAAAGAAAAUUUCAACAACUUGAGAGUUUAUGUAAACCUAUUUUAAAACUUGCCAAAGAAGGUAAUACUAUUGUUGAUUUUUGUUCAGGAGGUGGUCACUUAGGAAUUCUUCUUGCUUAUUUAUUACCAAAUUGCAAUUUAAUUUUAUUAGAAAAUAAAGCAAAAUCUAUGAAGAAAGCUAAAGAAAGAAUUAAAAAAUUAUUAUUAAGUAAUAUAACAUUUUACCAGAGCAAUUUAAAUUAUUUUAAAGGACCUUUUGAUAUUGGCACGUGUUUACAUGCAUGUGGAGUAGCUACUGAUUUAGUACUUCAACAGUGUAUUGAAAAAAAUGCAAUUUUUGUUUGUUGUCCAUGUUGUUAUGGUUCUUUGAAAGACUGUCAUUCUAUUGUUUAUCCAAGAAGUCAAAUAUUUAAGGAUAUAAUGGAUCAACAAAGUUAUUUAGUGUUAAGUCAUGCAGCAGAUCAAACACAUGGUAUUAAUAAUGCUAAAACAAAACAAGGAUAUGAAUGUAUGAUGUUAAUUGAUACUGAUAGGAAACUGCAGGCCGAAGAGUGCGGUUAUUCAGUGCGUUUAAAUAAACUUAUACCUGAAAGUUGCUCUCCAAAAAACCAUUUACUUAUUGGUUACCCGAGACUAAAAUAGGGCAUAAUUCAUGUAAAU